UUCAGGUUCGCGGUUGCAGCUAAAAAAAAGUUUAUAUUUAUUAGUAUUAAUGCUCCCAUUUCCUUAUGCAUCUAUAUUUCCGUAUGGAAUAAUUCAACAGCCUUUUUAACGAAUGGUUUAUAAAAUAAAAACGCGGCUCGUGCAAAACUCCCAAUGUUUACGCAUUCUUGAAAGAGAUGUGAACUUUUUGGAUAGUCUCUGCAACGGCUGAUGAACAAUCUGAACAAAGAAUUUACUGUCUUUUUCUUCCACUGAACUUUGAUUUUUAAGCAGAAAAAUUUUCAAACUUUUAACAUAAAAAUAUUUCCUUUUUCUUCAUCUAGAGUUUACAUCAAAGGCAAUGCGAACGUUUGUUUAUAUUUCAGAAAUACUAUCUUCGCUGGCUAUGUAAUGUACUUUCAGAUGAUCUACAGAAAACCUUAAGUUUACAAUCCAACAUCGUGCCUUUCCUAAAUAAAAUCCCUUUUGUCGUAUAAAAAGUCGCGAAAGAUAUCAAGAAAACUCGCGUUUUCCUAGAUAAAUAAAAGUGGAUGUUUAAUUUUUUUUUAGCCGGCUAGUAAAAGAAUGUGGAUAGUUCUUGGAUAGGUUCUUCGUACCUGCAAAUCAGUCAUGCCUCUGAAACACGGUCAGCCUCUCAAUCAGCCACUUUCUUGUUUCAAAAGUUCCAUGCCGAAAAGGGACAGGUCGCGAUCCCUUUGCGUCGAUCGCGUGACCCCUUUGCUCCCUAAAUAUGAUCCAAAGGGAACUCCACCUUUCUUAGGGAGAAGGGGAUCUGCAAGUGGUAUUGUUGGGAUAUUUCAUACAACCAACAUGUUGUUAUGGUGUCAUCCUGCUACUCUAGCGGAAUGUGAAUCUCCGAGCUCUUCAACUACAGACCUCGCAGCUCGACGUGGAGUGUUCAGCAGGAGAAGAUAUGGAUCCGUCGAAAUGCUUGCUUCCUGUGAUGGUGAAGGUUCAGAAAGUUUAGUUCGUCGAUUUCGAGUGGAAAAUGGCGAACAGGUGGAAAAGGACGAGGUUUAUGGGUCUCCAAGCACGCCUGUGUUGGAAAAUCCAGAAUAUCAAACUAGAUGGUACUUCAAAUUCUUCUUGGGAAAAUUGCACCAGAAUUAUGUAGGAGCGGACGCAGAGAAGAUUCCCUUUUUCUUAUCCGUUGUGCUGACCGAUGCAAAUUCGCAAGGUGUGCAGCAAUACAGAGCUAUACUAUGGCGUAAAACGGGAGCCCAAAAAAUUUGCCUUUCACAUUCUCCUGGAAAACCACUGACGGUGAAAUCAAUUUUAAGCAAUUUUCAAAAUAUGGACAAAAUUGAGAAAGGGCCUAAAGAAAUAUUCUCUCCUGAAAUACAAAAGGAUCUGUUGCUUCUAGAAGAACAAGAGGGAUCUGUGAAUUUUAAAUUUGGUGUCUUAUUUGCCAAAGCCCGCCAAACUACGGAUGACGAAAUGUUUAGCAAUGAGACCGGCACAAAGGAUUUCGACAAGUUCGUGAAUUUAUUAGGAGAGAAAAUACGACUGAAAAGUUGGGAUAAAUAUAGAGGUGGUUUAGACGUCAAAGGUGAUAUGACAGGGAAAUAUUCUGCGUACACAAUAUAUGAGGGCCAUGAAAUAAUGUUUCACGUUUCUACCCUUCUGCCUUACUCUAAAGACAAUCGCCAACAAGUUGAAAGAAAACGGCACAUCGGUAAUGAUAUUGUGAAUAUCAUUUUUCUAGAAGGUUCUCAUACAGAUCACGUAAAUUUCAAGCCGACGAUGAUAAAAUCACAAUUUACACAUAUUUUUGCAGUUGUAUCAUAUGAAAAGGAAGACGAUUCUUACAGGUUAUCUGUUUAUUCUGAAGAGUCUGUUCCAUUAUUUGGUCCAACUCUUCCAAAUCCGCCAAUCUUCAAAAACCAUCAAGAGUUCAGAGAAUUUCUUCUAGUUAAACUUAUCAAUGGUGAGAAAGCUGCAUUCAACACUCCUACAUUUGCGCAAAAGAGAGAAAGAACACUAGACAUGCUUAUCAAAGAUCUGUAUACAGAGCAUAUGUCUGAAAACCGUGGGACGAUGCUUAAUAGAAGAGCUUUCAGUGACGUAUUAUCGGAUGCUUCUAAAACAUCAAGAAGGAAAGAAGAAGCCAGACAAGUUGAAUUCGUCAGAAUUGGACAAGUAAGAAAA
This is a messenger RNA of Stegodyphus dumicola, 2148 nucleotides long. RefSeq names its product GTPase-activating Rap/Ran-GAP domain-like protein 3. Gene Ontology annotation, biological process: regulation of small GTPase mediated signal transduction. The record is from RefSeq and is a predicted model, not a curated record. Gene Ontology annotation, molecular function: GTPase activator activity. Lineage: Eukaryota; Metazoa; Arthropoda; Arachnida; Araneae; Eresidae.